Cyprinodon variegatus (sheepshead minnow) is the source of this 3575-nucleotide messenger RNA. Its product is annotated as DNA (cytosine-5)-methyltransferase 3B-like. Gene Ontology annotation, molecular function: DNA (cytosine-5-)-methyltransferase activity, acting on CpG substrates; DNA binding. The coding region runs from base 164 to 2749 and encodes 861 amino acids. The record is from RefSeq and is a predicted model, not a curated record. Gene Ontology annotation, biological process: negative regulation of transcription by RNA polymerase II. The transcript is spliced from 22 exons. NCBI's taxonomy places the organism in Eukaryota, Metazoa, Chordata, Actinopteri, Cyprinodontiformes, Cyprinodontidae. Gene Ontology annotation, cellular component: nucleus.
GUGCAGGUUCUCUUUAUAAGCGCAGCUCCAGAGCACAGCUUCCACAGAGCAGAGUGGUCCCAUAGUUAUCGGGUCUGCAGCAGCUCCAGCACCGUGCCUGGUUCAAGGUUGGGCUUUUUAUCUCACAGCAAACAUCUCGUCUCUGCACACGUUUCAGCUGCGGAUGCGCGCAAGAAGUGCGGAUGGUUAUGUGUGUAAACUGCCGCACCGUCGCUCGACUUUGCCCCAUGUGCACAGAGAGCUGAGCGUAACAGGACCGCAGCGGCUGCCCAACCCGUUCAGGUUUGAAAAGGAGUCAGGACACCUACUGGACCAGUCAAGAACAGCAACAAUGCCUUCCAACAAGUAUUCUGGUGCUAUCUUAGAGGAGAGCAGCAACGUGACUGCCACUGCCACAGCAGCAGUGAAUGGAGCCACGCCCCUUGUUGCAGAAAGCCCAAUGGAGAACGACAGCGGCGUUGAGUUGAUCAAUGACAACAGCCCCAUGACUGCAGCUGAACCGCCCUCUCCCUUCAGCCCCAAACUGAACGGAGGUGCUGCCUCACCCCCAGAUGGUAACCAAUGUAUGAGAGGAAGCAGGAAGAGGGGCAGGAAGAAGACUGAGGAGGAGGAACGGGAUUGGGACUCCUACAGCGAUAAAAAGCCUUCAGGAAAGUCUCCGUUGGGUUUGAGACAGAGGCCAAGACCAAGAACCAUCUACCAGGCUGGCCUUACGGCACACCCUAACACCAAACCUCGCAGGCAGAACCGCAAACAGGAGCAAAGCAUAACAAUGUGUGCCGCUGGUCCUCGCAGAGCCCCUGUUGUGUCCAGAGAGACUCCACAGGCUCCUUGUUUGGAAUUAAUGGAACAAGACUCCAAAGACUCAGCUCAGAGCAUCAGCACCACAUCCAGCUCCGCAGUCCAACCGGAAUACAACGAUAACAAAGGUUUUGGAAUCGGCCAGUUGGUCUGGGGGAAAAUCAAGGGCUUCUCCUGGUGGCCUGGUAUAGUGGUGACAUGGCGGGCCACAGGGAAACGGCAGGCCAGCCAUGGCAUGAGGUGGCUGCAGUGGUUCGGAGAUGGCAAGUUUUCUGAGGUUUCAGCAGAUAAACUGGACUCUCUCACAGCGUUCCCUAAAUUCUUCAGUCAGGCUUCCUACACCAAGCUGGCCUCCUACAGAAAGGCCAUCUUUCAGGCAGUAGAGAUGGCCAGUGUCAGGGCGGAGAAGACGUUUCCACCCUGUGAGACGGACAAUCCUGAGGACCAGAUCAAACCCAUGCUGGAAUGGGCCAACGGUGGAUUCCAGCCCAAAGGGGAAGAAGGACUCAAACCCCCAUCCAAUGCCAACGGUAACCCUCUGGACCAUCAGAUCCUCAAUGUUUCCCUGCCAGAAUAUUUCCCAAGCGCAAAGCGACCCAAAGUCAGCCCCUUCAAGACCAAGGCUGCGCCCGAAGAGCCCUGUAGCAGAGAACAAAUGGUGAAUGAAGUACAAAAAAAGAAAAGAAGUAUAGAAGAGUUCUGUCUCUCGUGUGGAAAGAUGAGAGCAGCAACCUUCCACCCGCUGUUUGAAGGAGGCCUGUGCCAAACUUGUAAAGACGUGUUCCUGGAGAUUUCCUACAUGUACGACGAUGAUGGUUACCAGUCCUACUGCACAGUCUGCUGCGGAGGCAGAGAGGUUCUGCUCUGCGGCAUAGCCAACUGCUGCAGGUCAGUCCCACACAGAGAAAAGCUUCAUCCACAUCCCAAAAUUUUAAGCCGCUGUCGCUUAAAACAAGUCGAGUUAAAGCUGCUGCUUGAAACCUCAAACAUUGCUGAUUUAAGGACUGAGCCUAAAACUAGUUUCUCUUUUUUGUUUUUUCCUCUGCUUUUUUCCCACCAGGAAAAAACUAAGAUUUACCCAGCAGUCCCUGCAGAGCAGCGAAGACCAAUCAGAGUCCUCUCUCUGUUUGACGGCAUUGCUACUGGCUACCUGGUUCUGAGGGAUCUGGGUUUUAAGGUGGACCAGUACGUGGCGUCCGAGGUGUGUGAAGACUCCAUCUCUGUGGGUGUGGUCCGACAUGCAGGAAAGAUCCAGUACGUCCAUGAUGUCAGGAACAUCACUAAAAAAAAUAUUCAGGAGUGGGGUCCAUUUGACUUGGUGAUCGGAGGAAGUCCCUGCAAUGACCUCUCCAUUGUGAAUCCUGCUAGAAAAGGCCUGUAUGAAGGCACUGGGAGGCUGUUCUUUGAGUUUUACCGUCUGUUGAGCGAAGCCAAGCCUAAAACCGGAGAAGACCGUCCAUUCUUCUGGAUGUUCGAGAAUGUGGUGGCCAUGGGCGUCAAUGACAAGAGGGACAUCUCCAGGUUCCUGGAGUGUAACCCUGUAAUGAUUGAUGCUAUCGAGGUCUCUGCUGCCCAUCGCGCCAGAUAUUUCUGGGGGAACCUGCCAGGCAUGAACAGGCCUCUUUGUGCUUCGGGGAUGGACAAGCUGGAGCUGCAGGAUUGUCUGGACCACGGACGAGUUGCAAAGUUUGGAAAGGUGCGAACGAUCACUACUCGCUCCAACUCUAUCAAACAGGGAAAAGAUCAGCACUUCCCAGUCUUGAUGAAUGGGAAAGAGGACGUCCUGUGGUGCACAGAGCUGGAGAGGAUUUUUGGAUUCCCUGUGCACUACACGGACGUGUCCAACAUGGGCCGCGGCGCCAGGCAGAAACUCCUGGGUCGGUCAUGGAGCGUCCCUGUCAUCAGGCACCUGUUUGCACCACUCAAAGAUUACUUUGCCUGUGAAUAGACCAGAUGGAGGGAUUCCACUCUGGAAUACGCAGCAGGACUUUUAUUUGACUUAUUGCCCUUUAAAAAAAAAAAGAAAAAGGGACCAGAAGCGGUUUCACUCUAUCAGGCACUUUUGCAUGGAGAGAGUUACUUUUAUCAAAACCAGAGCUGCAAGAAAAACAAUAGUAGCUGUCACUGGAUUAUUGGCAAAAUCCUUUCUGUGGUCGCAGAGCUGCAGAAUUUCCAUUAACACUGAAACAAAUAAAACAGCUCAGCUCUAAUUGUCAAAACUGUUCACAUCAUACAGAUUCAGGCCUGGGAAGUAAUGAACCUCCCUGAAAACUAGUCUGAGGUGAUUUUUUGAGCGGCUACAGAAACGAGCAGGCAAAUUCUGCAGCCUUUAGAAUUAGAACCAAACAGUGUGUCAUUUUACUUUUCUAUAAACAGUAGGAACCGAGCUGCCCAGAGGACGACACUCACAAUGACUGAUGGAUAUAAUAACUAAUAAUGUUCAUAAUGCAAGUUGGAGGUGAAAAAUAAGUGGAUUGAUUACAGUUUAUUGGUUGGCAGCUGAAAAUAGAUCCAACUUAGCAAGAAAAGGGCAUAAAAGGAAGCACCCACUUGUUAGACUGACGGAAGUUAAUCUCUGUGCUGCAUUUAAAUCAUCCGAGAUCACUGAUUGUUCUAAUUUGAAUUUAAAGGUCCAGGGAAUACCUGCAUUCACAACCUCUGGUUCUUACCUGUUAAGCAUUUGGAUUUGGAAACCAGUUUUAAGAUUGUGUGAAACACUUUUAAAAAAAUAUAUUUUUUCAACGCUUGGAGGCGAUUUCUUUUGUCACUGUUCG